GCUCUUCGCUUCCUGCCUGGCGGAGGGAGGGGUCGGUGCUGACGGCUGGGAGGACGAGCUGAACGUUAAGAAAGCCUUGGGAAAGCGAUAAGAAACGAGGGGAAAGGGCCCGAGGUUUUUACCUUCCAUCGGGAGAACUUAUCGCUCUGAUUAGCACCCGAAGCAAGUGCAAUGUCGUCCAGUCGUCAGCUUAGUGAGAGCAGGGCCAUCCCGACCAGGACGGUGCUGAUCAACGACUCAACGCAGCUACCUCACGACUAUUGCACCACUCCUGGAGGCACUUUAUUCUCCACCACCCCGGGAGGAACCCGAAUAAUCUAUGAUCGCAAGUUCCUGUUAGACCGGCGUAACUCACCCAUCGCCCAGACCCCACCAGCACACCUGCCGGUUAUCCCAGGAGUGACAAGCAAGAACGUCCUGAAUGAAAACAAGAGGAAUGAGGCUAACAACAUCAACAACCAUGAUGCCAAGCCGGGGCAAGGUGAAGAUGCUCAGUUUGAGAUGGACAUCUAAAGAAGAGGAACCAACGUGAAGAACGAUUAAUGACCUGGUACCUGUGUGCCAGUGGCUUGGCUUGUAGAAACCAAUGUUGUGAGCCCUCUCCUUUAGCUCUCUCUAGCUGCUGGGUGCUGCAUAAUCAUGGGGAUAAAUGACUAAAAGUUUGCCCAGUGGGGCUGCUGGAGCCCUGAAAGUUAACCUGGGAGCCCGUUGAGCUCUUUUUGUUUAGGUUUCAGGGCAGCCAUCAGCUAUACUUGCUUAAGUCACAGAGCAAGGGAAAAAUUCUGUAUUGUAAGUGCCCGGAUAUGUUACCAAUUUUCCCGUAAUAGACCCAUAAACAAAUCAGCCAUCAGAGAUUCACUGCUGAUAGAUCAGAGUACACUGUUCCAGUUGAUACCCUUAAUGCAGUCUGCUUGGUUCACAUGUAAACUGAUUUGCACUCAAGUCAGGAAAUGCAGUCAUCUGUAUGUACAUGUCCUCCCCAAUGCAAGAUGUUUUUUUUCCCCCAUCCUAAACAAUUACUGCAUUUUAUUUUCUAGUUUUAUUAAAAAGGGACAGCAGGAUUAUCAACAUAAUUUUGAUUUUUAAAAAAAAUAAUAAAAGGAUUCCGUAUUCAUUCCAAGUCUUAUAUCAGUUAAAACAGGGUUUUUUUGUAGGUUAGUGUUGUUUUGUUUGUUUUUUUUCAGGUAUAUAGUUGUCUCAGAUAUAAAAUAGUUUUAUAAAAUUGUUCAAAAACAAACCACAGACCUUAAUUCCUCAGUUGAAUUUAUUUUGGAUUACGAUGCAAAACAAAUUUUAUAGUUUUAUUUAAAACUACCCCAGAAGUUCAGUCCGUAGUCUUCUAAUUUCCUUUCCUCUCCUCAUUUUAAUUGGUUAAUUUUAAGUAAUAACAUCUGAUUGCAAUUUUUGAAAGACCGAACUGUUGCUUAAGGUCAGAAAGAAUGUUUCCGUUCAGAUUCGUCCUGCUAACAGUUGUCCUUCGCAUGACGAGACACUUGAAAUGUCAACAUCAGCUAUUAAUUCACACCGUCUGGUUAAAUGUAGACAAUACCAAGUACUGUUGGACCGAUCAAGGGUUUAAUACACUUUAUGAAACUAUGACAAAAAGAGAGCUGGUCUCAGGAAGCACUUGCAUUAUUUACAUAACAAGUACACGUCUUAUGGCUCUGUUCAUGGGAGAAACAGCACGGUGAAUAUUUAACAUUAUUAUCAGCCGUGACAUCUACUGUCACUUUCCGAUUACUACAAUCCUCACAAACCUUGAUAAUCAAAUCAAAGGUAGGAAAGCACUGAAGUGUUGUUUUGGUCAUUUUACUUUUGUCUGUCUCACAGCCAUACAACGGGAACGAUCCUUUGAAAGAUGGACCGUUUUCUAGUGACCAGACAUUCAUAUUUUGAUUCAGAUCAAACAUCUUGAAAACUUGAAUUGAAUCUUUCCAAUGCUCUUCUAUGCAUGUUCUUUUGGUCUGCUUUUUAGUCUUUAGUUCACAGAUCAUUUAAAUGUUACGUUUUUUAGUUUUUUUUUGGGAUGCCAAAUCUUGUGGAAGGUGGAAGGUAAUAUUGAAAUAGAAUUACGCAAAGAGAUUAUCCAAACAAAGUGACUUAAAGAGGAUAAGACUUAUUCUCAUGACUUUAAUUGUCUAGUUCUGUGCUCCGGUCGUUCUCUGAAGCACAGAAUGUUUUUUUUUUUUUUUUUUUUUUUUUUUUUUUUUCUUUCUCUCUCACAGUGAUCUCUUGUGCUUAGCCUCUGUAUCCAUGCCUUACUUUACUAAGCUGAGCAGCUGUGUCAAAUACAGUUCCCUUUCAUACCUUAAAUACAGGAUCAGUUCCUUUCUGUUUGAUUUCUUUCCAAAGUUGAGAAUAAGAUUAAGAUAUUGCUAUGUUUUACUAGAAAACAUUAUAUUUUUGGAAACAUAUUAUUAUUUACUUUCUUACGGAGAUGGAAAGAUUUGCAGAAACAGCAGUGUAAUAUUUGUAAUAGCAAUGGAAUGGUUAAAAAAAAUCAAACACGGUUUAGUUUCGGCUUUGGUUGCAGUUAACUUUCUAUAAAAUAUCCAAUACUGGUGAAUUCCAUGACGGUUAGAUGCCCAUUUUCAUUUAUAGACUUAAGUCAUAUUCAAGUAAUAAUAUUUCACAGUAAAUGGAAGUUAAAAUGCUGUCCUUCUGUGAUAGAUUUGUCAAAUCCCAGCUUGAAGUAUGGAUAUUUAGUAGCUUCCUUUUUUUCAAAAAAAAAAAAAAAAAAAACGAUCACUGCUUACUUUUUCUUCAUACUUUCCCCAGGUCUCAGAAACUUUCAGAAAUGCAUUUAGCUCUCUGUUCGAUGGGAUUUAGGUUGAAAGUUUUUAAUCUAAUGUGGCAGAAAUUGGAAACUGUAUUUUCUUUCUUCUUUGAGACCCUGUUCAAUUUAAUUUUGACGAAAUGCCAAUGCCAGUGGACACUGUUACAGCAAGAUCAAUAAAAGUACCUUGAUAUCA
Puntigrus tetrazona (Sumatra barb) is the source of this 2972-nucleotide messenger RNA. It is a transcript of the gene eif4ebp2, whose product is annotated as eukaryotic translation initiation factor 4E binding protein 2. Gene Ontology annotation, cellular component: cytoplasm. The transcript is spliced from 3 exons. Gene Ontology annotation, biological process: negative regulation of translational initiation. Gene Ontology annotation, molecular function: eukaryotic initiation factor 4E binding. NCBI's taxonomy places the organism in Eukaryota, Metazoa, Chordata, Actinopteri, Cypriniformes, Cyprinidae. The coding region runs from base 172 to 513 and encodes 113 amino acids. The record is from RefSeq and is a predicted model, not a curated record.